Messenger RNA from Heterobasidion irregulare TC 32-1, 945 nucleotides. RefSeq lists its product as uncharacterized. Gene Ontology annotation, biological process: positive regulation of protein phosphorylation; rescue of stalled cytosolic ribosome. The transcript has 5 exons. Gene Ontology annotation, molecular function: ribosome binding; translation regulator activity; protein kinase C binding. The record is from RefSeq and is a predicted model, not a curated record. NCBI's taxonomy places the organism in Eukaryota, Fungi, Basidiomycota, Agaricomycetes, Russulales, Bondarzewiaceae. Gene Ontology annotation, cellular component: nucleus; cytosol. Bases 1 to 945 code for a protein of 314 amino acids.
AUGGCCGAAUCAUUGCGCUUCCUUGGCUCCCUUCCCGGUCACUCUGGAUGGGUCACUGCAAUUGCGACCUCUUCAGAGACCCCCGAUGUCAUUUUGACCGCUUCUCGAGACAAAACCAUCAUCGCAUGGCAGCUCACUCGCGAUGAGGACUCGUACGGCUACCCAAAACGCAUUCUCCGCGGACAUAACCACUUCGUAUCCGACGUUGUCAUCUCCUCCGAUGGCCAGUUUGCUCUCUCUUCAUCCUGGGACCACACCCUUCGCCUGUGGGACCUUAACACCGGUCUCACUACCCGCCGCUUCGUUGGACACACCUCCGAUGUCUUGUCUGUCAGCUUCAGCGCUGACAACAGGCAGAUCGUCUCUGGCUCUCGUGACAGGACGAUCAAGCUCUGGAAUACGCUCGGGGAGUGCAAGUAUGACAUUAAGGACGAUGGUCACUCUGAGUGGGUGUCUUGCGUUCGCUUCAGCCCGAACGUUUUGAACCCUGUGAUCGUGUCGUCUGGAUGGGACAAGGUGGUGAAGGUCUGGGAACUCUCAAAGUUCAAGUUAAAGACCAACCACUACGGCCACACUGGCUACAUCAACACUGUGUCUGUUUCACCCGACGGUUCCUUGGCCGCGUCCGGCGGCAAGGAUGGGAUCACCAUGCUUUGGGACCUCAACGAGGGCAAGCACCUCUAUUCGCUCGAGGCCGGCGACAUUGUCAACGCCCUCGUCUUCUCUCCCAACCGGUACUGGCUCUGCGCAGCGACUGCCAGCUGCGUCAAAAUCUUCGACUUGGAGAGCAAGUCUAUCGUUGACGAGCUCAAGCCUGACUUCGUUGAUGUUGGUGCCAACUCCCGGGAACCCGAGUGUGUUUCCAUCGCCUGGUCUGCUGAUGGUCAGACCUUGUUCGGUGGCUUUACCGAUAACCUUGUCCGGGUCUGGACCGUAUCCUCGUAA